GGGAAAAACGAACGAUCUGUAACCUAUAAUUAUAAGUUUUUUCUUCGCUUCGCGCUCAGUUGGACUUUCGAAGGCAGAUCGGCGGCAGGCGUAGAAGAAGCAAAAACCGACGACGUGUCUGCUGCGGUGUGUUUUGUGAAGCGAGCUUAUCGUUCGCUGUGUGUUUUCGUGGUUGGCGCUGUGUGCGAGAGCGUUCGGCUGCACUUCGGCUCCCAGCAAGCAAGCAAGUAGAGACUCAUAGAUAGGAAAAGGUUGGUGGUGUGCGAAUCGAUUUUUUCGGGGGCCUUCGUCGCCGCACUCGUACCCGACCUUCCGCUCCGCUUGUACACAUACUGUACACUCUCGCUCCCUCUCGCUCACUCGCUCGCUCGCUCGUGCAGUCCCGACAGUUCUUCUUUUCCUGUUCGUACAGUGUGUGUGCUCAAGUCCGCGGCCUAAUGAACGCCAGUGAGAAGAGGACUUAAUAAUAGUGUUUAGAGUUUAAUUUCUGCUUCUCUCAUCAAGAGCAUCUCGGCGAAGCUAGCAGCAACAGCAGCAGCAGCUACAACGACUCGCGGAUGCUGGAGUACCCGAUUUUCGGUGGAUCUUUGCGAAGAAAAAUUGAACACCGCGCGCGCCAAACCGCGAUCCAGCCAGCGCGAAACAUACGACGGCUUGGACGAAAACGAACGAACGAACGGACGGACGGAGUAGAUUAUCCGAGCCCCGGUAGAAUUACAUGGUGUUAAUCCCUCUUUGACCGGAUUUUGGCGUGUUUUGUUUUUGAAGGAGCCCUUUUGUUUUAACGUUCGCCCGGUACGGGGCUGCAACGGUGUGUGUACGUUACGUGUAUGUAGUUUUGUGCCGUUGAUCGUGUUUUUUCUUCUGUUGUUGAUGUUUUGACCAUCGGACGACCCCAACCGGACCCACUGUGGGGGAGAUUCUGUGUGUACACCAGCAGCAAAAGGUGGAAAGUGCAAUUAAAUGAGAUUAAAUGAUCCAGUGUGUGGUGGAUUAAAGUGAUUGUGUCCUGCUACAAGGAACAAGUUGUUGAUGUUCCGGGGGGAUGAACAACGAUUGACCUUUUGCUUUUGCGGUGUGCGAUUCGUUGGCCAGGAACGAGUAGGAAACUCUAACAGAGAAAAAAUUAAAUAAAAAAUAAACAAGAUCAGAGUGCCACCAGAACGGUGUUUGGAUCAGUGCAUUCGAGGGUUGAAGAAGGAACGGCAACAGCAGCAGCAGCAGCAGUAGGACCCAAUCGGUCAAGAUCACUUUGUGGGCCCUCAAGAUGAUGGCAUCACCGAGUUUUAUGACCCAAUAUCACAAUCAUCACCAGUGGAACAGCAGCAGUCAGGCGCAGCUAUCACCGCUAAACAUCCUUCCGUAUCAAUAUCCGCCUCAGCCACCGUCCGUCAGUAGUCUCGGUUCGGUAGCAUCCCUCGGAUCGGCCGGCCUCUCACCGACACAGUCGAUUGCGUCGUCGAACGGCGGAGGCGGCGGUGGAGGUGGUGGUGGUGGUGGUAUCGGAGGUGGCACCAGUACUGCCAGUAGCAGUUUCAGCACUACCGGCGGAGGCGGCUCGAACGCCGCCAGCCCAGACGUGACCAGUGCGGCAGCAGCGGCUGCCGUUGCCGCCACGACCGCGUACGGUUUCGGCGCAAUGGUUCAGCAGAGUCCGGCAACGGCUGCGGCCCUCGAAAUGACGGCACGGUCCCAGCAGAUGCACUAUCCUUCCUACCAGUACCCGGCGGCUAGCUACUACAACAACAUGGCCAGCAAUCCGUGGUUUGCCCAGGAAUCCAUGUACCAGGGUUGGCACGGAGAAGCGUACGGGCUAAAACUGGAGGAUUACUCACAUCAAACUCAGGCGCAGCGACGAUGCGCUCGUUGUACCUGUCCUAACUGUAUCAACGAAUUGUCCGGAUUACCUCCGGUUGUCGGCCCGGACGAGAAGGGUAAGCGGCAGCACAUUUGCCACAUACCGGGCUGCGAGAAAAUCUACGGCAAAACCAGUCACCUGAAGGCUCAUCUACGGUGGCACACCGGAGAACGACCGUUCCUGUGCAAGUGGUUGUUCUGUGGGAAGCGAUUCACGCGAUCCGACGAACUGCAGCGGCACUUUCGGACUCACACCGGUGAGAAACGGUUCACGUGCAGUAUCUGCAGUAAGAAGUUCAUGAGGAGUGAUCAUUUGGCGAAACACGUGAAAACGCAUGAAAACAAGGCAAAGAAGAUAGCGAAGAAAAGCGAGAAAGCGGAAGAAGCGAAGAUGAAGAAGGAUGACGUUCGAUUAGGGAAAAUAGUGGAGGGAAGUGGAAAGAGACAGCUGGAAGUCGCGGACAAGGGAGGACAGUUGACGGUACCCAAGGUGAAGAAGUCGAAGGCCAUCGAACAACAGGAGGAUAUCAACGCGAACAUACGAAUGCCUCACAUCAAGCAGGAGAAGGGUUAUGAGGGCACGGGCAAGACCGUAUUUUCCGGAAUGGGAGAGUACGGACAGGGCGGUGGGUAUCAGUCAUCCGCGGUGAACUACCACCACCAUCACCAUCCGUCGUCCUACUUCCAGAGUGCGUUCCUGCAGGAUGCCAGUGUUCCGAGCAAAAAUCUAUUCCACAACCCAUACUGCGACAGUAGCUUCCAGAGUCGAACGAAUCUGUUCUCUACCUCGACUAGUAGCAGCGGUGAUUCGCUAGAACGAAGAAUCAGCGGCAAUAACAAUAACAACGCAAGUGAAGUUAGCAAUAGUCUAGUGAAGCUGGAAGAGUACACGAAUAGUCAUAGUCUACUGAACAACGAUAACGGUGCCAGCGGCGGCCAUCAUCAGCGGAGUACUAGCAGCUCCAACGCCAGCAGUAAUCUACUACCUCACUCGCAAGCCCAAGUCUAUCACAUCAAUGCGGAUUUGGCUUCGAAUUAUGCGGCAGCCUACUCCAAUGUGAAACUGGGAGCGGCCUCUGCCUACCACCAUCACCAUCCCAGUCACCCGCAUCAUCACCACCACCAUCAUCAUCCGCAUCAACAUACUGGCAGCACUGGCAGUAGUUAUGACAGCAGCAGUACUAGCAUCAACGAAUCGAACAACAACAAUAACAAUAACGGUACCUCACCGGUGGCGUCGGCAAUCCCGUCGGCAGCCUCGGCGUACAAUAUGAUGAUGAACAAUUACACAAUCCAUCAUCAUCACCAUCAUCAUAAUCAGCAACUACAGCAGCAGCAGCAGCAACAACAACAACAACAGGAGAUCGAACUUUUCAAAUAACCAAACUGUGCGCUCAAUACCACAGCCUACUAGCAUCAGAAACUGCCGCAUUGUUUCCGACUGACUGUAUUAAUAGGGACGGUAUCUUCUUUUGUUGUCGCCCGAACACAAUCCAUCCAAAAUGGUGAGAUUUUUAUGACGUUCCUUUUGUUGCUUGUGGUGCCGAAUUUGCCGGCAUGCGUUGCGUUCCUCUGUUGUACGCGCCUUUUUCUGCCUCCGUUAGGCGCGAUGCCGCCGCGGGAAAAUGUUUGUUUCGUUAGUUGCUUAAGUCACAGACAACAGCUCACCACCAGCAUCUACACCCCCCUCUCAAUCCGUUUUCUCCCGAGUGCCAAUGUACGAAAGUUUUGGUUCUGCUUGACUCUGACUUUCGGUUUGCCAGGACUGUGAGCAACGAGCGCGAACGAAAUGAAACGAAACUGGAAACUAUUAAAUUAUGUCAUGAUUUAUUUAUGUUCCUACAAUUGUCAGCGAGCGGAAAGAUGGAAAAUGUUACAAACCCCCCAAGAAAAUAGAGACAGCAGCAGCAGCAUACUCAAACACACCGCGUCGAAAGCAUGUUAGCACGCCAUUAACAGCGGUGAAAUUAGCGAUUGUAAAAAGUAAUUAAAUUUAUUUAUAAUUUCAUUAAUCAUCUUUCCCAGACCCAGAGUCUUUUAUUUGUGCUUUCUAAAGCAGAACAACUGCACCACAGAAAAAUGAAGUAAAGAAAAAAUAGCGGCUCUAGUUAACUAGACAUUCGCCUAUCAAACGGACGAACAAGCGAGGAAUGUGAACGCGAAGGCAAAAAUAAAACCUAAAUUAAGCGGUGAGCGGUUCAAAUCUUUUUAUUCGCCAAUGUUUUUCACUGCUGCGCGCAUUGAAGCGAUGCGCCGCCAAUGCCGCUAACUAAUUAAUUCGUUCUCGCGCACAUACAAACACACACACACACACAGACAAAACCAUUUCCAAACUUGCUAGUGUAGAGAGUACCCAAUUAAAAGAAAAAAGUACCGCGUGAAAAAAAAAACAAAAAACUACAAACGGGAUCUAUCCUGGCAUCGGACGGCGGCUUGUUGAUGUAUAGUAAUUUAUAAUGUUUACAAUUAAGUAGUAAAUUGCGUACUUCUUACUUCUCAGCCCAGAGCUGAGCGAAAGAUCCAUGUACAAAAACGUGUAUAUUUCUAGUGUUAAAGAACGUUUCUCUUUUGUUCCACCCUGUUUAACUCCCCAUCAAUGCUUCCCCCUGUCUUCGACGUUUUUAUUAAAUGUUUUCGUCAAGCGCACGAAACUAAAUAAAUACAAAUAAAAAUGAAUGAUAUUUUUCCUUGCACAAGUCGCGAAAAGCAAUAACGAAUGCCAUCGGUUCCAUCCAUCCAUUUUACGAAGAAGAAGAAAAGGAGAUGAAAGUGUACAUUCGAUACUCCACCCCCCCUCCAAAUACUGGCGCAACGUAAACUUAGAUGCAAGCAAGUAGUUUUUAGUCAAAUUGCAACUUUUUGGCGCUCCACAGGCGCGAAAAGCUCUGUAUUUUAUAAAUACUGUACAAACGUUUUUCCUUCUACUCAAGAUUAUUACGAAAAAAAAAACGAAGUCCUCUUUACGCUGCCCCACGCCGCAAGCCUGUGUAGAUACAUGUUUUUAAAACCAAGCAAAGAUUCAAAACUUUAUAAAGCUAUAUUAUAUUAGAAGGCAAAAAUUAAAACAAAAAAUGCAAAAAAUCAACAUUUUACCGUGUAAGAGUUCGUACCUUGUAAGUGGAGACACCUAUCGAUGAAUAAGAGAGAUGCAAAUCUGUUUUAUGAAAACCUCAACAAUUGUGAAUGAAAAUAAAAAAAUCUUCGAUGUUAUAUAUAUAUUUAUGAAUUCCAAUUUAAAUAAAAUGAUAAAGCAAUUCCAAAUGUCCAUUUGAAAAAGUAAA
Messenger RNA from Malaya genurostris, 5138 nucleotides. RefSeq names its product transcription factor btd. The record is from RefSeq and is a predicted model, not a curated record. Gene Ontology annotation, molecular function: RNA polymerase II cis-regulatory region sequence-specific DNA binding; DNA-binding transcription factor activity, RNA polymerase II-specific. Gene Ontology annotation, biological process: regulation of transcription by RNA polymerase II. Lineage: Eukaryota; Metazoa; Arthropoda; Insecta; Diptera; Culicidae. The transcript is spliced from 3 exons. Bases 1268 to 3238 code for a protein of 656 amino acids.